GGUCAGGAAUCAUGUGACCUGCGAGGUGGACUCAAGAUGGCGGCGCCCAGAAUUCCUGGGAGAAGAGCAAAAGCAAGCUAACAGGCAGAUCCCCUCGGUUCUGGGGGGCUCGGCUGGAGGGAGAAGUGUGGUUCCACGCCCCAGUGGCCGCGGCUACCCCUUCUCUUCCCUCCUCCCAAGUGGCCCGACCCCAGUUUCCGUUUCACGCUCUUCGCUCGACCCCACCCCCGCUUGGAGCUUCCUCUUUUUGCCCCUUACUUUCCCGCUGCCUCAUUUCUCUGCCACGCAGCCCUGCCAAGGUGAUGGACAGGUCCUCCGGGGCUGCUGGUGGCAAGGUGUUUUCUUCUUCGACCGCCUUCCCCUAGACUUGGAUUAAGCGUCCACCCCUAGGAGCACCUGAUACGGCCCCUUCUGUCUGGUCCAGUCACCUUCGGGCUUGCCCAAGUGUCCAGGCUUCGAGGACUGAGGAGAAAGGAAGAGCUGUCAGGAAAUUAUAUCCCAGGAGUUGAAAAAUGUGGAAAAUGAUGAGAAACAGUGACGGAAAGAAGAAAAGAAAUAACCCUCCAGCUUCAAGAACCUAAUUUGAGCAGUCAGUGUGUUGGUGGAACUAUCAUGGAACAUUCUAAAUCUAUUCCUUGUGGAUGGGAAAGGAUUGUGAAACAAAGAUUAUCUGGAAAAACCGCCGGAAAAUAUGAUGUGUAUUUUAUCAGCCCAGAGGGAGUAAAGCUCAGAUCCAAAAGUUCACUUGCAUGUUACCUUCACAAAAGUGGAGAGACUUCUCUUAAGCCAGAAGAUUUUGACUUCCGGGCCCCUCCCAAGAGUAACACUCCAUCAGAAUCCCCGCAUCACAUAGUGGAAGCACAGUUCAAGGUGGAGCAGAACUGCCUGAGCCCAAAGCAGAAGCUUAGGAGGCCUCAUAGAAAAGAGGAAGAUGUGCUUCCACCCCCAUAUAGGGUUUCACAGGUACAGGACCUGAGUAGCGAGCCAUCUUACUUUACUUUCAACCAUCAGCUCCAGAAGGGUGCUAAUGUCAUUGACUCUCAAAAUCUUAAAAAGCCUACAACUACAAAAAGGAGUCACAUUAAGGAAACUAAGAAAGCAUAUAAGAAAGGUCAUUGUGGUUCUUUUCAACAACAAAAAAAGGCAGCAUCUGGUAAAGAAGUGAUUUUUGUUGCACAAGAUAUUCAGCUUCAGAGAACUGUGAGUAAUUCUGAGGACAGAAUGAGUGACAAGAACGUAAAAGAGGCAGAUGAAGAAAAAGAACCAACAGAUAAAGUAUUGGCUUCAAGCUCUUAUUCCCAAAUGCAUAUUGCACAAGUAGCUUCAUGCACAGAAAAUACUUUAUGUGCCAACAAAGUUUCAGAAUAUAAAGAAAAGGGUGGGCGUCCUUCUGUAGAAUCUGAAAAGACCUUUAUAGAAACUGAAGGAAAGAAGGAACAUUUGCAUGCUGACAUUUUGAAAUGUAAUUCUGAAAUAGACAGUAGCAGCGCCCAGGAUGAAAAAGACUUGACUUUUGUGACGAAGUUUCAAGAAAACACCAUCCAGCGAACCCAAGUAGAGAAAAGGAAAACCAGCCAGUAUUUCUCCAACAAAUACAACAAAGAAGCCCUUAGUCCACCUCGACGGAAACUGUUUAAAAAGUGGACUCCGCCUCGGUCUCCUUUUAAUCUUGUCCAAGAAACACUCUUUCAUGACCCAUGGAAGCUCCUCAUCGCCACCAUAUUUCUCAAUAGGACCUCAGGCAAGAUGGCAAUACCUGUGCUCUGGGAGUUUCUGGAGAAAUAUCCUUCUGCUGAGGUGGCAAGAACUGCUGACUGGAAGGAAGUGUCCGAACUCCUCAAACCUCUUGGCCUUUAUGAUCUUAGAGCCAAAACGAUUAUCAAAUUCUCAGUCUUUCCACUAGAUGAAUACCUCACGAAACAAUGGCGGUACCCAAUCGAACUGCACGGGAUUGGAAAAUAUGGCAAUGACUCUUACAGGAUUUUUUGUGUCAAUGAAUGGAAACAGGUCCAUCCUGAAGACCAUAAGUUAAAUAAAUAUCAUGACUGGCUCUGGGAAAAUCAUGAAAAACUAAGCCUUAGUUGAAAAAAGUGAACAUAUUAAACUAGAUUUCUAGCGGCACCACGCCUCCCUUUUUGAAGAGCAUGUGGUCCUCCCAACCACUCGGCACUCUGCCUUCACAGAUUUAAAUCACAGCAAACAUGAAUGGGACGGGUACAUACAUUUUAUUAAAUACUCGCCGUGCUCUCCACUGUUUUCUUAAACAGAUGUGCCAGAAGAAUGCUCUGAUACUUUUUUAAAUAAAGAGCAAUCAAAUUUGACUUCUUUUUAUAAGGUUUGGGGAUUUUUUUUCUUGAAAUACUUAAUUUCAGGCUGAUUUUGCACAGGAAGGAACUUGUAUCACAUUUAGACCUGGAAAAAAGGAUGCCAGCGAUCCUCUAAUUUAUAUUCCUUCUGAUUGUGGGAUUUCACCUCUGUGUUAAAAAAAAAAUCAUGAAAUUCUCCACACACUGACUGAAACCAGAAUUCCACAGUGGUAAAGCUUCGAUUGGUGUCACAAUUCAAAUAUGGAAACGGGGAACAAGGAAUGCCUAUCAGUCACCUGUAUGUGUAUAUACGUAUGGAUGGUUGAUAGGUUUAUAUAUUAUUACUUCUUUGAAAUAGACUCUAAGAAGGGCAGCUAUAUAUAUAUUUAUAUAUAUAUAUAUAUAUAUAUAUAUAUAUAUAUAUAUAUAUAUGGGCAGCUAACUCAGUGGAUUGAGAGACAGGCCUGGAAAUGGGACAUUCUGGGUUCAAAUGUGGCCUCAGAUACUUCCUAGCUGGGUGACCCUGGGCAAGUCACUUAACCUCAGUUACCUUCCCCUUAUCACUCCUCUGCUUUGGAACCAAUGCUCAGUAUCAACUCUAAGACAAAAGGUAAGGGUUUUUAAAGAAAAAAAUGGAUUAUAACGAGGUACAGAAAGACUGAGUAUCAGUAAGUAUAGGUUUAUUUAUUGUGAACUAAUAGGGGAAAUAAGCAAUGACAAAGCACUUAAAGUUCCGAACGUCCUGGGGGGGAUCACUGUACCCUGAAGUCCUUCUUACCUCUUCCCCACAGGUGCAGUUCUGUCUCAAAUAAGAUUCCUGUCCUGAUGGGUCUCUUAGACUCUCUAUUAAUCCCCGAGUCUUCCAGGAUCUGCAAAGGUCAUGGAGAAUUGGGGACUUGCCUUUAAUCUUGUGAGCCCCAAGACCUGAGUUGGAAAAAUGCCAGCUUUCAUGAUCACACACACCCCUCCGCCCCAGCCCCCCAAAGAGUGGCCAAGGGCUAAUAUCGGGGUCACAGCAGUGGCUCCAAGCUCAAAUAGAGGUGGCAGCCAUUCAUCUGCACAUAAGGAUGCUCAUAGGGCUGUGGGCUUCAUUGUUAGGUUUUUUUAACCCUUGCCUUCCAUUUAGAAUUAAUACUAUGCAUUGGUCCCAAGGCAGAAUAUCAGUAAGGGCUAGGUCAAGGAUCAAGGGAUUUACCCAGGGUCAUCCAGCUGGGAAGUGUCUGAGGCCAGAUUUGAAAUCAAGUCUGACUCUCAAUCCAUUGAGCCACCCAGCUACCCCCAUCUCUUGAAUGACUACUAGAGAGGUCCCUGUCCUAGAGACACUCUGGUCCUCACAUAAUGCUACCCCUCCCAACCCUGGUGUGACAUCACAAAGGAGCCUGGGGAGGUCACUGCCUCCUGGAAAAACUUUCAGUGUUAAAGUGAAUUUUCUUACGUAAUUUUUACAAGAUUGCCACCCUGGGGGAAUGGGGGGGGAAUAGAGUCACUGAGCAUUUUUUCCCUUUUUUUAAUGCACAGAAAAGAACAGAAAGAAACAUAACAAGUAGGAAGCUGCAUUUUCAAUUUAUUACAUGCUUAAAAGGAAAAACAAGCUGUAUACAACAGAUGAGCAGUUUUCUUGACAGUUUUCUUUUUUGGUUCUAUGUAAAUGUAAAUACCUGUUUUAUUUCUCUCAAGUGCAAAAUAAAAUGUUUUUAAGACCAAAAAA
Molecule: messenger RNA, 4014 nt
Organism: Monodelphis domestica (gray short-tailed opossum)
Lineage: Eukaryota; Metazoa; Chordata; Mammalia; Didelphimorphia; Didelphidae
Gene: MBD4
Product: methyl-CpG binding domain 4, DNA glycosylase
Biological process (GO): DNA repair
Cellular component (GO): nucleus
Molecular function (GO): pyrimidine-specific mismatch base pair DNA N-glycosylase activity; DNA binding
Source: RefSeq, a predicted model, not a curated record